Prunus armeniaca (apricot) is the source of this 555-nucleotide messenger RNA. The record is from the annotation of a GenBank genome assembly. NCBI's taxonomy places the organism in Eukaryota, Viridiplantae, Streptophyta, Magnoliopsida, Rosales, Rosaceae.
AUGAAGAGAAUGAGAGAAGAUGAAGUAGGGUUAGGGAUGAAGGGUUUGGACAUGGAAAAGUUCCUCAUGCUACUCUCAUGUGGCAUGGAGACCAAGUUCAGAAAGUGUUCAUCUCCAAACGAUGUGUUUGAGUGCAAAACUUGCAACCGAAAAUUCCCAUCGUUCCAAGCUCUUGGUGGCCACAGAGCAAGCCACAGGAGGCCGAGAACAUCAAUGGAUCAUGAUCAACAAAGUGAGACAAGAAAGGGAAGCAAUUUGAUGUCAACGAAGAACAAGCCGAAAGCCCACGAAUGCUCCAUUUGUGGCCUGGAGUUUGGCAUGGGACAGGCUUUGGGUGGCCAUAUGAGGAGGCACAGAGCUUCCAACAUGAACCUGGGAUUUUCUUCUAAAGUUCCUGAUGAGGUUGUUGUCGCUUCGAAGAUUCCGGUGCUGAAAAGGUCGAGUAGCAAGAGGAUUAUGUGCUUAGAGAUGGACUUGAACUUGACGCCAUUGGAGAAUGACUUGAAGUUAUUGUUCGGGGAGAUGGCUCCAAAAGUUGAUGCUUUUGUUUCAUAA